AUGAACAAAUAUACCGUUGUCAAGGUUAUUGGAGUUGGAAGCGAAGCCAAGGCCAUCCUUGUAAAAAAGAAUGACAACGAUCAACUCUUUGUCAUCAAGCAGCGAACAUUCUCAACUCUGGAAGAUGCCAACGAAGGUCUAAACGAGGCCAUGUCAUUGGCCAAGUUUCAACACGCUAGUAUAGUUAGGUUCGAGGAGGUAUUCAUAGAGAAGAAUGGAGCAACUCAUAAUCUGUGUAUUGUGAUGGAGUAUUGUGAUGGCGGUGAUCUGAUGGAGUUUAUGAUCAAUUUAAUAUUGGCUGGAAUGGUGGAUACUACAACUCAUAAUUCAAACUCACCUGGUGGUGGAGGCCCAGCAUCAAUACGAUGUAGGGAUCGCGAUACUCCUCCACCAUGUGCAUCACCGCCAUACUCAUAUGCCACCGAUGAGUUUGAGACCACCUACGACUCAACAUCCUACGACUCAUCAUCAUCAUCCUCAUCAUUGACAUCCAGCAGUUCAUACUUGCCCUCGCCACCAAUGUCCACCGCAUCAACAUCCCAAGCCAAGACUACCAAUGGUCAAUCAAUCACAAUACCAAGAUUGGAUCAGGUUAGCAUGAUGUCACCAGUACUUCUUUCAUCUCCAACUCCUUCGACACCAGAUACUCCAGAUGAAUAUGCGAUCAGACAUGCAUCACGUGAACAACAGAUACAGAGGAUACAGCAACAAUAUAAUUGUGCACCAUUACAUCUAAAUAUCAUUACAUCGCCUCAACAAUCACCGGCUGUGGCACCUCAGAUGUCAAACAAUGGAGCACAGAGGACACCAUCACCAAAGAAGACUGUCUCCAAACCAACAUGGUUCCGGAAGUCCAAAGGAGUGAAGCCGCCUCCCAAAGAAUUCUCAAUCUCAUCAGACGAAGUGCCCGUCUCACCGACAUCACCAUCAAGUAUCACACGAAGUAGUGGAGAGAAGAUGGCCAGGAUACUGAUCCCAUCAAAGAUACUUUAUGGAUGGAUUUAUCAGCUGUGCCAGGCAGUUCAAUCGAUACAUAAUUCACAUGUGAUUCAUCGCGAUCUGAAAUCGGAGAACAUAUUCUUAUCAGAUUAUAAGGUCAAGAUUGGUGACUUUGGAUUGGCAACAAGAUUCGAGAAUCCAGUCAAAGGAAUAGCAGGAACAUAUUACUAUUCAUCACCAGAGAUAUUGAACAACAAUUCAUAUUGUAGACCAGCAGAUAUUUUCUCACUUGGUUGUAUUAUAUAUGAGAUGACCACUCUCCACUUGUUACCUUUAACCAAAAGAUGCAUUGCCGAGGAGUUGCUGGCCGGAACAUUCGACCCAUCAAGGUUUAGAAGGGAGUUCCCACAUGAACACUUACAGUUGGCCGAGAUGGUCUUGAAGAUGUUGGAUCCGAAUCCUGACUCAAGACCAUCAAUAGACUUGGUGUUACAGAAUAAGAUAUUUGAUGGAUUCAAGACAAAGUCGACAUUGAUCACAACAAAGCCAAACCCAUCACCAGAGAUAGCAGCUUCAUUAUCAACAUUUUCAAUCACUUUUCAUGGUGGAGUGAGGAAGCAGUUGGAUAGGAGUGAACUGGGGCGUGCUGCCGCUGUGCUAGCAGAGGCAUAUAGGAUGGAUCCGCGAUUCGCAUGGAUAAACGGACUUGGAACAAACAGUAUGAUGAAUGACACUAGCAGCAUUACAAGCAAACAAUCAGAUUGUUCACCAGACUUUGAGGGUAUUGGAAACAUGAACGAUGUGUCCAAAGACAACCUGGACAUUUACGACGAUGGAUUGAACAUCCGGAAUAUAUUCUUCACAGCAGCUCUACACAUAAUGUUCAAAGAAGGUUACAUUAUUUGGGGAUACUACAACUCACAGAAUGUAUUAAGUGGAGUAGCAUGUUGGAUACCUCCAAAUGCCAGCAAGAGAGUGCCAGUGUUCAUGGGCAAAUUGUUUAAACUAUUACCAAAGCUUGGUAUUAGGAAUGCUUAUAGGAUUAGGAAGUUGAUGUCGAUUGUGAACUGUGUAUUGAUGAAGGCACAUGCAGUAUCAGAACAGCCACAUCAAUAUCAUUUGGCAUACUGUGGCGUUACAAAGGACAGUCGAUCCAAAGGAAUUGGAAGAUAUCUCUUGUCACCAGUGUUGGAGUGGAGUGACUUUGCCAACGUUGGCUGCAAGACACUGGUGAUGAAACAGCGCUCGAUACCAUUCUUUAUGAAGAUGGGCUUUGAGAUGUCCUACGAGAUCAAGGGCAGUCUGUUGCCCAAGGGCAUGGAGGUCGUGUGGGUGAUGGAGCGACGACCCAAACCACGUGCCGGCAACGGUGUCUGUGAGCCCGGUUCAGCAGCACAUCUCCAACAACAAUCAAAUGAUGAUGAGUUCAAGUCCUUAAAGCAUGUGUUUAUGACGAUGUAG
Acytostelium subglobosum LB1 is the source of this 2400-nucleotide messenger RNA. RefSeq lists its product as hypothetical. The transcript has 7 exons. Gene Ontology annotation, biological process: protein phosphorylation. The record is from RefSeq and is a predicted model, not a curated record. Lineage: Eukaryota; Evosea; Eumycetozoa; Acytosteliales; Acytosteliaceae. Gene Ontology annotation, molecular function: ATP binding; acyltransferase activity, transferring groups other than amino-acyl groups; protein kinase activity. Bases 1 to 2400 code for a protein of 799 amino acids.